This is a messenger RNA of Pocillopora meandrina, 310 nucleotides long. The record is from the annotation of a GenBank genome assembly. Lineage: Eukaryota; Metazoa; Cnidaria; Anthozoa; Scleractinia; Pocilloporidae.
AUGAUUAAUGACCUGAGAGUGGCGAAUACGAACAUCUGGAUGUAUGUGGAUGACACCACCCUCGCUGAGUGUGUGGAAAAGAACGGAACCAGCUCGAUGCAGUCGCACGUUGAUGAAUUUGUUACAGAGUCUCGUGCUUAUGGUUUCCAGUUUUGUGAGCUUUGCUAUUUUAAGUUUAUUCUUCAUGGCUGGAUUGUUAAAAGCCGCUCUAUAGGAAGAAAAUUGCUUUUUCCACUUGUUGUAGGUAAAACUCCCUCGAUUGGUACCCGUACCAGUUGCCAUUUCUCAGCUAAGAGCUCGCACGGAUUAA